UGAAGUCCUGUACCCAAAAUGACAAUGAAAUAAAGUUCUGGGUGGCCAGUGCAAAAUUCCUCCGACGUUUGUCGUUCCCGCCGUCUUCCUCCUCCUCCUCCUCCUUUCCCAAUCCCUGCCGCUAUGCAAGCUCUCACCGGAUCUCUUCAAUGGAACUACCGGCGUCAAGUUCCGGCGAAACCUCUCGGCCUCCUUCAACGGCCAGUUCCGAGGAGCCUCUUACCCGCCACACUCUCGCGUCUUUCCGGUCUGUCAUCAUAAACCCCUCCACUCCCGCCUCGUUGAUAUCCUCGACCCUCGAAACCCUAACCGGGCACCUCCAGCUCAGUCGCGACCCCCUCCUCCUCCACCACACUCUGAAGCUCCUAACCGAGCUCGCUCACCGAGACGGCGGCCACUCUGCUGUCAUAUCCAAGUCGGUUAGUAGAUUCCUGCUCUCUACUGAGUCGACUCGCCUCGCCACCGAGUCACUCGACACACUCGCCUCCAUAUCGGAGAAUGACCGGAACUUUGACGACAGCUUCUUUGUAUCCCUCUGCUUCGACGUGCCCGCUCCUUCGCGGGCGUGGCUUCUCAGAAAUGCUGGAAGGUUUGGCAUUAGGACAUACCUGCUGUUCACUGUUUUCUUGGGGUUCACGAAGGAUCCGUAUCCUUAUGUGAGGCAAGCUGCUUUGGAUGGAUUGAUGAGUUUGAGCAAGUCUGGUGCUAUCGAGGAUAGCAGCCUCAUCCAAGGCUGCUACUGCCGUGCUGUCGAGCUGUUAGGUGAUACGGAGGCCUGUGUUAGGACUGCUGCCGUUCACACGGUGAGUGAGUGGGGGCAAAUGCUGGUAGCAUCUAGUUGUGGUUCUGAUAGACUGAAGCAGUCAGAUGCAGUAUUUAUUAAGCUAUCUUCAAUGGUUAGAGACAUGAGUGUGGAGGUCAGAGUUGCAGCUUUUGAUGCACUUGGGAAGAUAGAAAUGGUAUCUGUGGAUGUUCUGUUACAAACACUAUCUAAGAAGGUCUUAGGUAUUAGGAAAGUGAAUUAUCGUAGUCAAGGGUCCACGGGAGAGAUUGAAGCAUUGGUAUCAACUUCUGCUGGAGCUUUGGUGCAUGGGCUUGAGGAUGAAUUUUAUGAGGUUCGGAAAUCUGCUUGCUACUCCAUGCAGAAGUUUACUGCCCUAUCUUCUGAAUUUGCUGGUGAAGCAAUAAACUUGUUGACAGAUAUGCUGAAUGAUGAUGCUGUGGCUGUUCGGUUGCAAGCGCUGGAAACAAUGCGUGAGAUGGCAAAUUGUGGUCAUCUGUCUCUAAAGGUUGCAAACAUGCACAUGUUUCUCAGCUCCCUAACUGACAAUAAUUCAUUGGUUAGAGAUGCUGUGAGGAAAGUGCUUAAGUCAGUGAAGUUGCCAAAUCUGGAGAUAUUCACAUUAUCUGUUUAUGGACUUAUAGAAAACCUGCAGAGAUAUCAUCAGGAUGAAGCCAAGAUUUUUGCAGUGUUGUUUGAAAUGGGUCGACGUCAUGGGAGCUUCACAGUGUCUCUUAUCAAUAAGGUUUUUCAAGAGAUAGAGCCUUCUUCUGAUGGUAAAUUCGGCUUUGAUAGUGCCCGAGUAGCUGCUUUCCUCGUACUUUCCAUAUCAGCUCCAUUAUGCAAUCGGAAGAGUCACAGCAAGAAUCCAGCAGCAGUAUUCUCCUAUGCUGUUACUAUCUUGGGGAGAAUUUCUUGUGCUCUAGCUGAUGAAGUAGACCAAAGUACCCUUAUGGCUUACUUGUCUCAUUGCAGUAAAUGCUCAACCAAUUCUGUGGCCGACUAUAAGGAGGUACCAACUCCAGCAACAUGUGACAAACUGAGCUUAACUGAUGGUGAGAAGAAUGAUUCCAACAGAUUUUCUCCUGUGCAGAUGGGCUCUGAGAUCUCAGAUAUUUAUGCCCAGAAAUUGGAGCGCGGUAACUUACCAUCCACACUUGCAAAGCUGCAGCAUGAGACAGAUGAUCAAUUACUCAAGUCCAUGAAUAUUAUCCUUGCUAAGAUCAAAGACAUCUGGUCUUUGGUAAAAUUGGGAUUCCUGCACGAAGGGCUCAGAACUCUCAGAGCUUGCAAAAGAGAGCUGGCGAUAUUUGCUUCUGAGCCUGCUGGAUCCUCGUCAUCUGUAGCUUUCACAGCCCUAUAUCUGCGGAUAGUGAAACUGCUUGCUAAGAUAUCGGUGCAUUUUCUGCCUACUGUGAACUACUUUAAUUACAGAGUGGGGGACUUGGACCUUCUGCUGGGAAAACUAGACAGGAGGCUUAGGGACAUGAGGUUCCAGUUCAUAGGUCGGUCUAAAGAAGAGGAGCUACGAGUCCUGGAGCUAGAUCUUGUUUCCUCUGUCCUUAGAUUAUCGAAAGUUGAGAUCUACCGCUGUGCCACCAGCAUGAGGAAGCUCUCUGCUGUAUUAUCACACAUAGAGCAUGUCCAUGAAGAGGCUUCCAUUGAGCUAUCAUCCUUCGUGACCGAACUGAAGAAGUUAAUGAUUAACAUCCCGUGUCACCCCCAUCUCUUUAGGAAGGUACUCGACCAUUUCUCUCUUGAGAAAUACGAGCUCUCAGGAAGAUUGGAGUGUGUAUCUGCAGAACUAGCUGUCCCUGGUAACAAUUCCGAGAACCCGCUAUACUUUGUUCGGGGAUUACCUGUUGCUAUACCAGUUGAGAUUAAUCUGAGCAAUGUAUCCAAGGAGAGCAUGCUGUGGCUGAAAAUGAUGGCAGGGGAGGAGUCGACGCGGUUCCUCUUUCUGGAUGCGAAGUUAUAUGUGGGUUCCACGAAAUUUAAUUACAGCGCUCCCUUUUACAGAACACCGAAGGCUCUGUCUUUCACCUUGAGAAUUUCGAUAGGUAUGGAGUGCAGGUGCGAACAUGCUGGGGUAGCCACGAGCGUUGGUGGCCCAAGACAUGAACUGACGUUUCUCACUCCAGAAUUAGAUGUAUAUCUGUCCUCUGCUUAGAGUUUGAAUCAUGUGUAGGCCCUCUAGACAGGUAAAUUACAGUCCUGAGAGACUACCGUGUCGUGCGGGCCAGAAGACUAUUUUGUUCUUUUAUUAAUCAUCGGAAGAAUUCGGAUCUGAUGUAUGGUCCAUGCCAUGUUCAUCUCCCCAAAGUAAAAACAUCAUCUUGGAGCUAGAUGCCUGGUAGUAUCCUUACCUAUGCUUCGGCUCCUUGCACUCUAUGCUCAGAUCCUCGCGUGAGAAUAUAUUGAUAUCAGUUCUCAAAGAUUUCUUCCUCGGCACUCGUUCCUCGGAUCUCGACAGGGUUUUGUAACCGAACUGGUGCACCAAUUUGCUUGUACAGCUUUUCAUGGUGCAUGCGCAGCUGGGAAUGCUGUUCAUCAAGCCAGCAGUUGAUUACUUACUCCUGAAGGCACCCGAAACCAAAAGUCGAACUCCAAGAAAUCUCCCCGCCAUAACUGAGAUUGUUGUUGGCAUUUCUCCAAGGUUUUUGCUUUAUCUGUUUCUUGUCUUAAAAUCGUAUUUGUAACGAGCUACAGCAAAUAAUUAUUUUCAUGGGCUGAUGAGAGACGAUGCAUCUAGUGGAUGUGUAUGCUCA
This is a messenger RNA of Punica granatum (pomegranate), 3549 nucleotides long. The record is from RefSeq and is a predicted model, not a curated record. NCBI's taxonomy places the organism in Eukaryota, Viridiplantae, Streptophyta, Magnoliopsida, Myrtales, Lythraceae.